CACAGAUAUAACUGUGGAUACAGGGUACAGAGGACAGAGGCUUCAGAGCCGCUUUAGUUGUCGCGGACUCCACAUUCCACCAGAAAGCUUUGUAGCGUUCACGCUUGUUUCCACCAGUUCAACUCAACGUUGACUGUUCUUUUUUUUGGUGAAGUUUAACUCAGCAAAACCGCAACCAUGUCUGACGAGGAAGAAUACACGGAGGGAGAUAAUCCCGAGUUUAUGAAGAGACAAGAACAAAAAAGAAGUGAUCUCGAUGAACAACUUAAAGAAUAUAUUAUGGAAUGGCGCAAACAAAGAGCCAAAGAAGAAGAAGAACUCAAGCGCCUUAAGGAAAAACAAGCCAAACGUAAGGUUAGCCGGGCUGAAGAAGAAAAAAGACUCGCCCAAAAGAAGAAGGAAGAAGAAGAACGUCGUCAACGUGAAAUUGAGGAGAAAAAACAACGUGAUAUCGAAGAGAAGAGAAGACGUUUGGAGGAAUCUGAAAAGAAACGUCAAGCUAUGAUGCAAGCAAUGAAAGACCAAAGCAAAAAAGGUCCAAACUUCACAAUUACCAAAAAAGAUCUUGCAGGAAACAUGUCAUCGGCGGCAUUGGAGCGUAAUAAGACAAAGGAGCAAUUAGAAGAGGAAAAGAAAAUCUCUUUAUCAAUCCGCAUCAAACCCCUAGAAAUUGAUAACUUAUCAAUUGAAAGACUUCGAUCCAAGGCUACAGAAUUGUGGGAAACAAUUGUCAAACUAGAAACGGAGAAAUAUGACUUAGAAGAAAGGCAAAAACGUCAAGAUUAUGAUUUGAAAGAAUUGAAGGAGAGACAGAAACAACAAUUGAGGCAUAAAGCUUUGAAAAAAGGUCUCGACCCUGAAGCUCUCACUGGAAAAUACCCACCUAAAAUCCAAGUAGCAUCAAAAUACGAACGUCGUGUCGACACCAGAUCCUAUGACGACAAAAAGAAACUAUUUGAAGGUGGACUCACCGAGAUGCUAAAGGAGACCAAGGAGAAGGAGUGGACCCAGCAAAAGGAACAAUUCCUUGGUCGCCAGAAGACGAAAUUACCUAAAUGGUUUGGUGAGAGACCGGGCAAGAAGAAGGAUGACCCAGAAUCACCGGAAGGUGAGGAAGACGUGAAAGCUGCUGCCGAUGAAGAUUUGGAACCAGCAAUGGAAGAAGAAGAAGAAGAAGGUGAAGAGGAGGAGGAAGAAGAAGAGGAAGAGGAGGAAGAAGAAGAAGAAGAAGAAGAGGAGGAAGAGGAGGAGGAGGAAGAAGAAGAAGAAGAAUAAUUAUGUCAAUAUUGAUAUAUGUAUCUGAAAUGCAUUAUUAUGUCAAAAAAUAUAUGAGGAAUCAUUGUCAUUUAACUAAUUACUAAAAAAUAAAAUCCUUAUAAUAUA
Messenger RNA from Chelonus insularis, 1383 nucleotides. It is a transcript of the gene TpnT, whose product is annotated as Troponin T, skeletal muscle. Gene Ontology annotation, cellular component: troponin complex. Gene Ontology annotation, molecular function: tropomyosin binding. The record is from RefSeq and is a predicted model, not a curated record. Gene Ontology annotation, biological process: regulation of muscle contraction; sarcomere organization; muscle contraction. The transcript has 11 exons. Lineage: Eukaryota; Metazoa; Arthropoda; Insecta; Hymenoptera; Braconidae. The coding region runs from base 178 to 1275 and encodes 365 amino acids.